GGCUUCGGGCAGCCUCGGGGUGGGAAUGUGCUGGGGACCGGGAAAGGUCGCAGGCUGUGAUAUCACUGAUAGGCCCCGAGCUCCCAGCGCUGCCGGAAGGAGACUGGUAUAAGUCUGACUCUGCUCGGUAAUUGUUUGUGCUACGUGUAGUAUGUGCUGAGUUACAGGAGUGCUGAGAACUGUCUGCUGCCGUAGCCCUAGACGAGGUACAAACAGUGAGGGUGUUUUACCAACAGGGGGUGGGGUCUGACUGGCGCUAGAGAGGUAUAGACAGGCAGGGGUAGACAACCACACUGGCAUAUAGAGGCUGCAGAAUGUGGCACAGAGAUUCCUAGGGGUCUAUAGACAACCACACUGGCAUAUAGAGGCUGCAGUAUGUGGCACAGAGAUUCCUAGGGGUCUAUAGACAACCACACUGGCAUAUAGAGGCUGCAGUAUGUGGCACAGAGAUUCCUAGGGGUCUAUAGACAACCACACUGGCAUAUAGAGGCUGCAGUAUGUGGCACAGAGAUUCCUAGGGGUCUAUAGACAACCACACUGGCAUAUAGAGGCACAGAGAUGCCUGGGAACUCCAGUCUGACUUAUAGUUAUGGCUUCUGCACUGCAGGGGAAAUACACCAGCUCCCCUAUCAUUAUAUCAUAUGUGAACAUAAAAGCAGGGAAAUCUGCUAUUUUAAAUAAAAGUAGAUAUCAUUUCCUACCUUCCAGCAGGCAAAAUAGAUCAUUGGGAAUAUAAUAUAUAGAACACUAUUUUACAGGACAUUGCCCCUAUCAAUUUGAUAUAUUACAAAACUAAUUAUGGUGAUAGGUAGGUCUAAUUUUGGGUCAACCAAUCCCCAUGGACUCGUCCUUACUUUUUGAGGAUAUUUUGGUUAUGAAGUCAACGUUGAAGAACACUUUUAAGCAUCACAACUGGUAUCAAAAUUAUUUUUGUUGGCCAUGGUCGGAAACCAGAGAGUGGUCCUAUUGGAUUCAGUCACAUGGCCGGAGCAGCAAACGUAUCUCCUCCUGGAUCAUUUGAUCUAAACAAACCAGGCUUUCAGAAGGAAAUACUUGGGGCCAAGUUAGAAGUGAAAUACCUUUGCUCAGACUGCAAGUAUAUACUGAGGAGACCCUUCCAAGCACAGUGUGGACAUAGAUACUGCUCCUACUGCCUCAAGAAGAUCCUCAGUUCUGGCCCACAGAAAUGUAAUGCCUGUGUUCAGGAGGAUCUGUACGAAGAGGGGGUCUCUAUUUUAGAAAGUAGCUCUGCAUUUCCUGAUAACGCAGCAAGGCGGGAAGUGGAGAGCUUACCAGCUCUAUGUACAAAUAAUGGAUGUGCGUGGAAAGGAACGAUCAAGGAAUAUGAGGCUACCCAUGAAGGGAGGUGCCCGUUCACGCUGGUUCCUUGUCUUGCAUGUAAACAAUUAAUCAAACCGAGUAACCGCGAAUGGCACAACGAACGCGAAUGCCCUGAGCGCAAACUCAACUGCCGAUACUGCAAGCUGUCGUUUUAUUUCCCAGAAAUCAAGGCACACGAUGAAAUCUGUCCUAAGUUCCCCAUGACGUGCGAAGGUUGUGGGAAGAAAAAGAUCCCGCGUGAAAAGCUCCAAGACCAUGUUAAAUCAUGUGGGAGGUGUAAAGUGCCGUGCAGGUACCAGGUGGUUGGCUGUACAGAGCUGGUGGAGAAUGACAAGUGUAUGGAACAUGAAAAUAAAUUCUUGGCUGACCACCUGGCCAAAAUAUUGGAUUUUGUACAGCAGCACGAAGCGGGGCGAUCAGAGCUGUUGUAUCGCAUUAGCUUGUUGUCCGUGCAGGACAAACCAGCUGCCCUGGCCAGCCUGACGCCAACCAAAGACUUUGACUCUCGUAACCUGUCUGAUCUCCUGCGACAAUGUGACCUUCUGGAAAAGAAGUCCACAACGUUUGAGAAUAUUGUGUGUGUCCUUAACAGAGAGGUGGAAAGAACCACAAUGGCAGCAGAAGAGUUCACAAAACAACACCGCCUGGAUCAGGAAAAAAUAGAAGUAUUAAAUGCCAAGGUCCGACAGUUGGAAAGAUCCUUGGGUCAGAAGGAGUUAACGAUAACAGAUAUGGAACGACGGCUACAGGAAACAGAACUGUCUACCUACGAUGGCAUAUUUAUAUGGAAGAUCACAGAAUUUAACAAAAAACGGCAAGAGGCCAUUGUUGGCCGGUGUCCUGCUUUGUUUUCUCCACCUUUCUAUACAAACAAAUACGGCUACAAAAUGUGUCUCCGGGUCUACCUAAAUGGUGAUGGCACAGGACGGGGAACACACAUAUCUCUCUUCUUCGUGGUGAUGAGGGGGCCCAGCGAUGCCUUGUUGCGUUGGCCUUUUAAUCAGAAGAUCCCCAAGACUGCUUGAGAUACAGUCUUCCAAGCAGCAUGCCCCCAUUUCCCUAUAUUGUCCAUUGUUAAUUUUAAAUAAAGUUGCACAGUGACAUCAUCACAUCAUUGCGCGUGACGUCACCACGCGAAUCGUGAAGCCCCGGAGAUGCCUCUCAGUAUCCAGGCCAGAUCGCCGGGGUGGGAGAAGGUGGGAGCCCCCAGAUUGCCCUCAAGGUGGGUGAGAGCUAGCGACGGCUCUGAGCCGUCAUCAGCACCUGACUGGGACAAUUUGCAACGGCUCAGAGCCGUCGUUAGCACUCAAAGGGUUAAAUGGGAGAAAUAUAUUAGUAUACAACCUAUUGAGAAGCAAAAAAAACCAAAGCAUUACUCCAUUUAAAAAUACUGGUUAUAGUUCACUACAAAACUUACAAGGUAGGUGGAUUUUUGUGAAUAGUAUUUAAAUGGAGAGCUUGAGUAAUAAACGAGACAGAGAAUAUACAUUUGUCAAAUUGGGUAUAAAUGUAUGCUAGAAAUGAUUAAUAUAGUUUGUAUGAAAAUCAAGGAUAGAACUGUUACAUUUUAUUUUGUUAUAAAUGUAUUUAAACGAUGAGAGAAUAGAAAUGAAUAUUUAUUAUAUGCUACUUAUUGUAUAUACUGGUAAAAUGUUAUAACCAGCACUUUACUUUUCUUGUUAUGUUACUAUUUAUGGUGAAUUGUACUAUAAGAUAAUGUAGCAACAUAAUUUGUAACUUUCACAUUAUGUAUUGUUGCAAAAUACCUAAUAAAGAUGACAUUAAAAAAAAAA
Messenger RNA from Bombina bombina (fire-bellied toad), 3134 nucleotides. RefSeq names its product TNF receptor associated factor 2 (gene TRAF2). Gene Ontology annotation, cellular component: plasma membrane signaling receptor complex; cytosol; cytoplasmic side of plasma membrane. The record is from RefSeq and is a predicted model, not a curated record. Gene Ontology annotation, molecular function: ubiquitin-protein transferase activity; ubiquitin protein ligase binding; tumor necrosis factor receptor binding. The transcript is spliced from 12 exons. Gene Ontology annotation, biological process: regulation of apoptotic process; positive regulation of canonical NF-kappaB signal transduction; positive regulation of JNK cascade. Lineage: Eukaryota; Metazoa; Chordata; Amphibia; Anura; Bombinatoridae. Bases 981 to 2366 code for a protein of 461 amino acids.